Podarcis lilfordi (Lilford's wall lizard) is the source of this 10273-nucleotide messenger RNA. Lineage: Eukaryota; Metazoa; Chordata; Lepidosauria; Squamata; Lacertidae. The record is from the annotation of a GenBank genome assembly.
CCUGGCAACGGCGCUGCCGCCGGCGGGAUGGCGAGGCCCAAGAGCGGCCCGGAAGCGCACGGCCGCCUCGGCGCCUCCCCAAGGCCAGUGGGGGCGGGGGGCGGGGCAGGAGGGUGUGGGCGUGGCCGGGAGAGAGGGGGCGGGGCGGGGCGGACGCCGCUGUGGCAAGACACGCGUCUCCCCCUCUCUCUCCCUCCAGCCUCCCCUCUCGGCCAGGGCAGGUGGUGCGGUCCUGAGCGGGUGCGGGCGGAGCGGGGCUGUACCAUUUCGCGCAGCAAGGGGGGGCGGCUGUCACUGAGUAUUUUCAGUCCUCGCUGGGAAACUGGGCAGGGGGUCCCCUACUUUAUCUCCCUCCCACCCCCAAAAUAGAUCCUUUGGGGCAAACAUAGGGGACCUCCACCCCCUCCAAAGAAACACCCUCCUUUUUAAAAAAAAAAAAAUUUAUUGAGUACAAAUUAGAAAAAAAGAAAAAAGUACAAAUAUACAAAAGGAAGAAAAUACAUGUAACCAAGAGAAAAUUAGAAAACAUUUUACCUCUUCUCAUAUUGACAAUUUUGUAGAGGUGUAAACAAAGAAACACCCUCCUAAUGCCUCCUUCUUGCAUGGAGGGGGCUGUUUGGGCUGCAUCAAGGGAGGGGAAUUCUGCCAAUCAUCGUUUUAGCCACACUUGCCUUUGUUUGUUUGUUUCGUUUGUUUUGUUUUGUUUCAUCCUGCUCUCCAGCCUUAAAGGCUUGCGCACGGUCAACUUCUGCAAUUCUAACCUCAAGGAAAGACACAGCAUAAGAGGGCAAAGGGACAGGGAGGGAAGAGGAAGAUCAAAGCUCCAGCACCAAUCUCUAACUAUAUUGGCCGACUGGCCCAUUUGAGGAGCAGUUGGUGCCCAGCUCCCUCCCACAGAGGCUGUCCUUUGGGAUUCCCAUAGAAAGGAAUGCAAAAUGGAUUCAUCCGUCCCAGACUUUUAAAAACAACCCCUAAAACAGCAAUUUAACAUGAAUUUUACUAUCUAACGAGACCCUUGAGCCAUAAAAUGAAAGCAAUAAACAAUGUACUGCAGUCACCCAAUCAAUCAAUCAGUAGCUGAACUGGGUUCCACACAGCCACAAAAACAAAACAAAAAAGCCACAAAAACCCAAAUUAAAUAGCAGAAACAGACAGACUUCAGCAUAACACUCAAAACAGAAGUGUGGCGCUCAAAACAGAACAUGUUCGGCUUCUGAAAAAAGUUCCUAAACCGGAACACUUACUUCUUGUUCUGCAGUGUUUGGGUUCCAAGUUGUUCAAGUCCCAAGCCGUUUGAGAACCAAGGUACCACUGUGCGAGAGAUUCUGCAAAAUGUAGUGUCAUCAGACAGGAUCUGAUGGUCCAUAUACAGACAUAAAAUAAACCACAAGGAAGUGAAUUUGUGGGAGGUAGCAACUUGAACAAUUUUAUGGCACAGACAUAAUGGUUAAGUACGACAAGGCUACAAAACAUGGGCCCUGUUACACCAAGGGGAAGUAAUUGGAGUAUUCAGACGCCCCUGUAUCGGCCCAAUUCCUGCAGAGGACAGCUGAGGGAAGAGGAUUCCUGAUGCAGCAGAGCCAAUGAUGGAGUGAGCUCUGUCUCCCAGGUCCUUGGAUUGUGCAAAUGUGUCCAAAAGGGGUGAUUGACUUGGCCAUGCCUUUUCUAUCUUCUUCUUCAGUCUUCUCCCUAGGAAGUUCUCUAAGCAGGCUCCAGCAAGGGUCCUGUCAAAAGACUCGCAGUACGCUGCCAGCAGCGGACAAGUUCACUGGCUCAAGAUCUGUAUCCAAAAAGCCGAAAGCCCGACUCAGGCCGACAUUAAUGUAAAUAUCACCUCGUUUGCACAAAUUUGGGGUGCGAUUGGGGGCACAUGCAGUCUGAUCCACACUUCGGAACUCCCUGUCUGUUGAGAUGCAGGAGGUGCCUUUGCGGUAUUAUUUUCGGCACCUGCUAAAAACAUUCUUGCUUAGGCAAGGCUAGCCAGACGCUCAGAAAGUGGUGUGCUUUUUAACCUUUUAAUUUUUUUAAAGUGUUUUAUACUAUUGUUCUAAAUCUUCCUUGAUUUCAUUGGUAUGUCCUUUUGUAAACCCCUUUGAGGUUUGGCACACACACACCCCAAUCAAACAGUGUAUAAAAUUUAUGAAAAUAAAUAAAUUGCCUCCUCAAGAUCCUCAGCACAUAUAUGGGUGUCAAGUGUGCAAAUUCGAGGUUGCUUUAUAAGCCAUUCUGGUUGCAAUUCCAGUGGGAGGAUCAGCAUUCACCAACUUGCCAAAGGAUGGCAUAGGGACCAGGCAAGUAUAGAUAAAGAGGCAGAUCCGAACCCAGACUUUUCUGGCGGUGUUGCCAGAGAGUAAGGCUAGGUUAACACUCACUGUGUUUCCAGUGUUGGUGUUUUAAUCUGUUGUGAACAGCUGGGCGGGGGGAGAUUUGUGAAACCCCCCUACAAACCUCACUGCGCUCAAUCGUGUGAAUACUGUACGGACUUGCUCUCUGUCCCAUCCCAGGGGGUCCCCCAUGAAUAGAAGAAAUCCUUUCUGGAAAGCAGAGUGGAAAACUGAGGGUUAUACUCAGAGUAUUUUGCUACACCUGUCACCUUAGGUACAGGCGGGAUUUUUAAUGGCUAAGAGCCUGUUUCAAGUCUUAGCUCAGCCAGGGAAGGCAAGUUGCCUCCCCAUUUCCAUCUCAGCUCAAGACUCCCAUUUGUGUUCCAUAGAGGGAGUUUGUAUUAUUCCAUGCGUAGUUCAGAGUAGCACAGAUGGGGCUCUCUGACCUGACAUUCAUGACAGCCCUAUAAAGAGCCAGUGUGGUAUCGUGGUUAGAGUGUGGAGCUAGGACUUGGGUUCAAAUCCCCACUCGGGCAUGAUGCUCACUGAGAGCGACCUUCAGGACCAGUCGCUGCCUCUCAGCCUCACCAACCUCACUGGGUUGUUGGGGGGGGCGUUAUAUGAGGAACCAUAUAUGCCACCUUGAGCGUCCUUGGUGAAAGAAAACGACAUAGAAAUGCAAUGAAACAAAUAAGGAUAAAGUAGGAUAAGGUAGUGGUUAGCCUUAUCCACGUGUUUCAUGGCUGAAUUGGGUUUUGAACUCCAUUCACAAGGCUGGAUGUUUCAUGCUGUGCAGAAAUCCCCGCAGAGGUUCCGGGGAUGCCACGGGGGCUCAGAGAAGCCCAUCAGUCAACGGAGGCUGAUCAAUCUGUCCUGCCAUUAAUAAUAAUAAUAAUAAUUUAUUUGUACCCCACACAUCUGGCUGGGUUUCCCCAGCCACUCUGGGCGGCUUCCAACAAAGAUUAAAAAUAGAUUAAAAUGUCACACAUUAAAAACUUCCCUGAACAGGGCUGCCUUCAGAUGUCUUCUAAAUGUCAGGUAGUUGUUUAUCUCUUUGACAUCUGAUGGGAGGGCGUUCCACAGGGCGGGCGCCACCACCGAGAAGGCCCUCUGCCUGGUUCCCUGUAACUUGGCUUCUCGCAGCGAGGGAACUGCCAGAAGGCCCUCGGAGCUGGACCUCAGUGUCUGGGCAGAACGAUGGGGGUGGAGAACGGUCCUUCAGGUAUACUGGACCAAGGCCAUUUAGGGCUUUAAAAGUCAGCACUUUGAAUUGUGCUCGGAAAUGUCCUGGGAGCCAACGUAGGUCUUUCAAGACCGGUGUUACGUGGUCUCGGCAGCCGCUCCCAGUCACCAGUCCAGCUGCCACAUUCUGGAUUAGUUGUAGUUUCCGGGUCACCUUCAAAGGUCUUCUCUUCCUGCCAGGGCUUCUCUGCGCUGCACACGGCAGCUUUGUACGGGCGCCUGGACUGCAUUCAGAUGCUGGUGGAGAAAUUCAAGGUCGACGUGAACCUGGCCAGCCUGACGGGCUGGAGGCCCAUCCACUUGGUGCUCAGCAAGGAGAGCCGGAAUGCGGCGCUGGAGUGCCUGCAGUACCUCAUCAAGAAACAGGCAGACGUCAACGUGUGAGCUGGGCAGCCCUUCCCUCCUCUUCCCAUCGUUCCCCUGUGCACACCCAGCUAUGCGCAGGAGGGGCAAGUAGAGGCAAAGCAGAGCCUCCUUCCUUCGCUUAGUGGGAUUUCCCUGGAGGGGGAGCGGCAGUCAUUCGGUCCCGGGGCAGGCACAGCGAAAAAAGGGCCAAGUCCGGCUUUCUCAACCUCAGCCUUCCAGAUGUUUUUGGCCUACAACUCCCAUGAUCCCUCGCUAGCAGGACCAGUGGUCAGGGAUGAUGGGAAUUGUAGCCUCAAAACAUCUGGAGCGGCGAGGCUGAGGAAGCCUGGGCUAAGUGAUGGACAAGCCCCGAUCUCCGUCGUCCACAGCCAGCCCUACUGAGGAUGGGGAGCAUUUCAGUCUAUGCUUAGAACAGGAUCAGGCCAGUGGCCCAUCCAGUCCAGCAUCCUGUUCUCACAGGGGCUUGAAAGUGGCUGCAUUGCCUGCCAAUUAGUUUCUGUGCCCAAGUCAAAGUGCUGGUUUUGACCUAUAAAUCCUUAAAUGAUUCAGGACGGCAAUACCUCAAGGACUGCCUCUCGCCGUAGGAACCUACCCAGACCCUGAGAUCAUCCUCUGAGGCCCUUCUUUGUGUGCCUCCUCCUUGAGAGGUCCAGAGGGUGGCAACACGAGAACAGGCGAGAACAGGGCCUUUUCCGUGGUGGCUCCCCAUUUGUGGGAUGCUCUUCCCAGGGAGGCUUGCCUGGCACCUUCACUGUACACCUUAGGUGCCGGGUGAAACCAUGCUUCUUCAACCAGGCCUUUGGCUGGUUGACAUCCCAUGCCCUUUUAAAUGUAUUGCGGGAGGGGGAUUAUUGGUUUGAUUUUGUUCUUAUUUUUAUAUAUUGUAGUUUAAUAAUAAUAAUAAUAAUAAUAAUAAUAAUUCAUUUGUACUCCACCCAUCUGAUUGGGUUGCCACUCAUUUAUGCCAUGAAUAGCCUUGAGAUCUACAGGCAUAGGUUAGUAUACAAAUUUAAUAAAUAAUAAUGAUAACAGUUGCCUCUGGGAAACCUGAGAGCAGGAUCUGAGCACAAGAGCAAAUAUCCCCUUUUGUGGUGUCCAGCAACUGGGACCACAGAAGCAUUGCUGCCCUUCAACUGUGGAAGCAGAGCAGUCAACCUUGCCCUCUCCUCCUCCAUGAACUUGUCUAAAGUUUUGAUUUCGUUUCAUUCGCUUCAUAUAACGAUGAGCACUCACAGGUUUAAGGCAUUUAAAACUGGAAGAGCAGAGAGCCCUUGGUUCUCUGGGACAAUGGCCUUUUUGCUCCGGAGUGUGUGCCCUCCAUCACCGUUUUGCGACUACUGCAAUGCACUCUACGUGGGGCUACCUUUGAAGGUGACCCGGAAACUACAACUAAUCCAGAAUGCGGCAGCUAGACUGGUGACUGGGAGCAGCCGCCGAGACCAUAUAACACCAGUCCUGAAAGACCUACAUUGGCUCCCAGGACAUUUCAGAGCACAAUUCAAAGUGUUGGUGCUGACCUUUAAAGCCCUAAACAGCAUCUGUCCAGUAGACCUGAAGGAGCGUCUCCACCCCCAUAGUUCUACCCAGACACUAAGGUCCAGCACGGAGGGCCUUCUGGCGGUUCCCUCACUGCAAGAAGCCAAGUUACUGGGAACCAGGCAGAGGGCCUUCUCAGUAGUGGCACCCGCCCUGUGGAACAUCCUGCCAACAGAUGUCAAAGAGAACAACUACCAGACUUUUAGAAGACAUCUGAAGGCAGCCCUGUUUAGGGAAGCUUUUAAUGUUUGAUGUAUCACAGUAUUUUAACAUUCUUUUGGAAGCCGCCCAGAGUGGCUGGGGAAACCCAGCCAGACGGAUGGGGUAUAAAUAAGAAAUUAUUAUUGUUAUUAUUAUUAUUCAUCUUGGGCAAAUUGAUUCGGAUUUCUGAAAACAUUCUGCAGCUGACUCCGCAAAGAGCAAUGAAACCCCGGGGGGUUCUUGUUUUCCAGGCAGAACCAAAGCGGGGUGUCUCCGCUUCACAAGGCGGCCAGCGAGGGGCGUGAGAACUGCAUCUGGGAACUGAUCAAGGCCGGGGCCGAUGUCCAUAUCCGGGACUAUGAGGGCCAGAAGCCCAUUGACCUGUGCAGGAUGUGGGGCCACAGGUCCUGUGCCAAGUGAGUAUUUUGCAUCAAGACAGGAUGGGCCAGAGGCGGCGAUGGGAGGGGCCAUUGUGGGCAUAUGCCAGGUACCCACCUGUGUGCUGCAAGUCAAGUGCACUCAGUCCUGCCCUUAAUUAUUAUUAUUAUUAUUAAUAAUAAUAAUAAUAAUAAUAAUUUUUAUUUAUACCCCGCCCUCCCCGGCCAGAGCCGGGCUCAGGGCGGCUAACACCAAUAAAAUCACAGUAAAAACAUAACAGGGGGGAAAGAGAAGGAGGGGGGAAACCAAUUUAAAAUACAGGUUAAAAUGCAAUUUAAAAUGCAGCCUCAUUUUAAAGUAGCUAAUAAAUCAAGACCAUAAGGGGAGGGAAACAGAAGGGUCAGACUGAGUCCAAACCAAAGGCCAGGCGGAACAGCUCUGUAUUGCAGGCCCUGCAGAAAGAUGUGAAGUCCCGCAGGGCCCUAGUCUCUUGUGACACUGUUCCACCACGUCAGGGCCAGCGCUGAAAAGGCCCUGGCCCUAGUUGAGAGCAAUCUAACCUCCUUGAGGCUCGGGACCUCCAAAGUGUUGUUAUUUGUGGGCCUUAAGGUCCUCCGUGGGGCAUACCAGGAGAGGCAGUCCCAUAGGUACGUGGGUCCUAGGCUGCAAAAAGCUAUAUUGCCUUGGGUGGAUAGAUAUGUGUUUUUUUUUCUUUUCAAAAUGUUGCUUGUGAGUUGCGAGAAGGAAUCCCAGUUCUGCUUUGGGGAAGGAGCAUAGCUCAGCAGAGCACCUGCUGACGAGUGUGCACCCAGGCAGAGGAAGCUUCAGAGAUGGAGGAAAAGGAGGAGGAAAAGGCAGACCAGGCAAGUGAAGGGCCGAGUGCUUCCUCACCUUCUCCUGCAUCAUGUUUCCCAGAACCAGGAGGGGACUGAAGGGAGAAGAGCAGGGGCAGUUUCCACCCAGGCUCAGUCUCCGGCUACAUGCAUGCAGCCCGUCAGGGGGAGGUAUAUAAACUGGUGGAGGGGAAGUGGUACCGAGAUGCCGCAACUGCUCUACAGAGCGCAGACUCGGGAACAGCUGCCUAGACGCAACGUUGGUGUGCAUACUUCUCCAGAGCUGUAGAAGUGACUGUUACCUUGGACAAUAAAGGUUUGACCCUCUGCCUUGUGCAUUCCUUGGCCAGGGAGCCCCCAGAUUCCAUCCCCAGCACCUGCAGGUAGGGCUGGGAAAACUCCCUGCCUGGAAUCCUGGAGGGCCACUGCUGCCAGUCAAUGAAAUGCUGAAUUAGAUUGGUCAAUGAUCCGAUUCAGAAUAAAGCAUCUGCUACAUCCCUGCGUCUAUAUUUUCCACUUCAGUGUACAUGAGAUUCUUGGCACAAGCAAGAAGCCCCUGGGGAGCUGGAGCUCCUACAUAUGAUCCUCAGAGCAUCAUAGGAGAAUAAGAGUCUGAGUGCAGGAUCAGGCCAGUGGUCCAUCUGGUCCAGGCUCCUGUUCAAGGGGAAGCCCAGAAGCAGGGCCUGAGGCCAACAGACGCUCGCUCUCCCUUCCUGUGCUUUCCAGCAACUGGGGUCCCUCCAAAUGACCUUAUGCAUCCCAAGUCUUUCUACAGGCUCUCAGUGCCUCUAGAACAGCGGUUAGCAAACUUACCGCUCCUCGGACCAGUUCUGCCGCGCCAAUCGCGCGGCGGGCUGGAGAGUGCGUGUCCAUACACGUGCGAACACGCUAUUUAUGGCACACUUCCGGCUUGGAGGAGCACCAGAAAUAGCUUGUGCGUAUGUGCACAGGCCUCCUCUGACCCGGAUGUGCAUCGGAAAUAACGCUCGCGCAUGUGCACAAACUCUUUCCGGUGCUCCUCCGACCCAGAAGUGGGCAGCCGCACAGCACAGCGCUGGUACAAGCAGGCGGCGGCAGCGGGGGUUGCCGCGGGCCGGAUAAAUGAGUCCCUCGGGCCUUAUCUAGCCCGCAGAGCUUAGUUUGGGGACCCCUGCUCUAGAAACACCUGUGCAGGAAAUGGUACGGAUACCAGCAGGGGAGCUUUGCAAUAUGGGACGAUCAUGCAGGUCUUUCUCUGCCAGUCACCUGAGGCAGAUCCUCCUGCACACAUCCAGGGUGGUGCUCUGCCUCCGCAGGUGUCUCGCCAGCGCCAUGUGGAAAGCAGACAAAGCGCACUUUGUCCAGCAGGUCACCAAACUGAACAAGAUCAAGGAGGCGUGCGAGGUGCAGAAAAUCGAAUUCCUUAAAAGAGAGCAGGUAAGCAGCAGCACGGAUGUGCACAGGCAAAGCCGCCUUCAGGGUCGUUUCGGUUACCGGUGCUCCUUACGCCACAUGGCUGGGCUGUUUAAGAGAGGGCAAACCAUUAGGGAGUUACAGCGCUGUCUCUGGCUGUAGAGACCAAUAGGGGAGAGACAUGUUUUGUUGCAGCUGGGGCAAAUGAAGGUUUUGCUGCUGCAGAUGCACCAUGGCGUUUCUCCUCUCCACCGAUAUCAAUAAUAAUAUGCAAAUUGUGUUAACGAAAUACAUUUUAUCAUGAACAUUAGUAGCCACAAUGCAGGCAAUGAUUGUAAACCAAGGUCUCGGCUUGUUGUUGUUGUUUAGUCGUUUAGUCGUGUCCGACUCUUCGUGACCCCCUGGACCAGAGCACGCCAGGCACUCCUGUCUUCCACUGCCUCCCGCAGUUUGGUCAAACUCAUGCUGGUAGCUUUGAGAACACUGUCCCACCAUCUUGUCCUCUGUCGUCUCCUUCUCCUUGCGCCCUCCAUCUUUCCAAACAUCAGGGUCUUGUGCAGGGAGUCUUCUCUUCUCAUGAGGUGGCCAAAGUAUUAGAGCCUCAGCUUCAGGAUCUGUCCUUCCAGUGAGCACUCAGGGCUGAUUUCCCUCAGAAUGGAGAGGUUGGAUCUUCUUGCAGUCCAUGGGACUCUUAAGAGUCUCCUCCAGCACCAUCAUUCAAAAGCAUCCAUUCUUUGGCGAUCAGCCUUCUUUAUGGUCCAGCUCUCACUUCCAUAUAUCACUACUGGGAAAACUAUAGCUUUAACUAUACGGGCCUUUGUUGGCAACGUGGUGUCUCUGCUUUUUAAGAUGCUGUCUAGGUUUGUCAUUGCUUUUCUCCCAAGAAGCAGGCGUCUUUCAAUUUCGUGGCUGCUGUCACCAUCUGCAGUGAUUGUGGAGCCCAAGAAAGGAAAAUCUCUCACUGCCUCCAUUUCUUCCCCUUCUAUUUGCCAGGAGGUGAUGGGCCCAGUCUCGGCUAAUUUGAGUCAAAACCAGGGCUUAGCAGAUUUGAUUGGCCAACCCCCCUGAAGAGGACAGACUGUGGCCCUUCGCCCACUGCCUUGUUUGUCCUUUCAUUACAGAUGGAGAUAAAUCUCAGCAACAAACUGGCCUUUGAUGAGUGGCUGGCCAAAAAGCAUUUGCCUCCGCCUCCGGCCAGAAUCGUGCGCUGCCUGGACACGAAGCGGAAGUCUGUGCUCCCUCUCAGAGGAACCCGGAAGAAGACCAGCCCAAUCCUCUCCUUCGAAGAAAUAGUCCCGCUGAGAGUGGACGACACUUACCAGGUGCGCAAGGACCGGCGGUGCCGGCCGUGGAACGUCAGCACCAACUUAGCCUCCCUGCCGGCCACCUGCAUCAGCCGGCCGGAGACUGUGCGGCUGGGCAUCCAUCCUGACCCGCCCGCGGAGCACGACUUCACCUCCUACCUCUUCCUCUACAAGAACGGCUAUGGCGACCCUGAGAUCCAGGUCGACGGCAUCGGCAAGAUCCUGGACAUGCCCGACCUGCCCUUCGAAGUCCUCAAGAAAAGCCUCUAUCCCGACACCCGGGCGACCCGUUUGGAUGUCCCGGGGGAUCUCAGGCCCCAGCACAUCUUCGGAUUGCAGCACAGGCGCCGCCCCGGCCCUGAGCAUCGCUGGACCGAUCAGAUGGCGCUGAGCUUGAGGCAGACGGUGGACCCGGCCCUUCUGGGCACGCUGAAGGCCCACCUUGCCACCUACAGCGACCCCCAAGUGCUCUUUCCAAGGCUGGAGUCGGCCAGCACCAGCAGCAAAGACAUCUCCUCUUCCUCCUCUACCCAGAGCAAAGGCAGCAGCCACCAAGAUUCACCUGUGGGGUAGUUCGCUCACCCAGCACAAAAAUAUGUGCCUGCCCCAGUUCUGUAGCAGAGCCCAGCAGGGCUGGAAAUAAUCAUUUGAGUCUGGAUUGAAACAGUUUGCUAUGAGAACAUUUGCACCAGGGGAG